Messenger RNA from Trichomonas vaginalis G3, 1287 nucleotides. Its product is annotated as spectrin binding. NCBI's taxonomy places the organism in Eukaryota, Parabasalia, Trichomonadida, Trichomonadidae. The record is from RefSeq and is a predicted model, not a curated record. The coding region runs from base 1 to 1287 and encodes 428 amino acids. The transcript has a single exon. Gene Ontology annotation, molecular function: protein binding.
AUGGAAGGGGAUAAGUCUGGCCCCUUUGAUUCAGUGAACAUUCCUAAACAUAUGCAGAAAUAUGCUCAACUCCUUGAGUAUCUCAAAAAAUUAUCGUUAGAUAACAUGGAUGAUACACUUGGAGCGCUUAGACAUUCGUUUUUUCAUGAAGACUAUGAUGAAGUAGCCGCAAUUCUCGUCUAUACAUCAACAGCACCACUUUACGAUUCUGUUAUGGCAGAAAUUUUAACAUAUAAAUUAUGUAUUGAGUGGAAUCACUUCAAUUACGCAGUAUUACGCGUUUUUGCAUCAAUGGAAUCAAUUCUUCCGUAUACAAAAUAUAUUAGAAGUCUAUUUCAGCGAGGAAUGUGGACAUUUAGUAAAAUUCAAGAAUCAUUACAGGAUGUGAAUGGAUAUGAGUUAGUCUUUGCCAAAGAAAUCGUUGAAAACUGUCCACAAGAUGACAAAUUCGAUAAAUUGACUCGAGAAUACAGGAAAAAUGAUUGGAAACUUUAUAAUGAAAUUAUUGAAUGCGGAUUCCCACUAAAUGAAUUAGGAUAUGCAAUUAAAAACGAUAAUCUACCACUCUUACAAGAAUUAGCCUCAAAAGAAGACUUUGAUUAUGAUCAAAAAAUUUUACAAGAACAUUUCGGCUCUCAUGAGCGCACAUUGAUCAGUACAGCUGCAUACUACGGAAGCAUCAAUUGCUUUAAGUUUUUACUCGUAAAUAAAGCAAAAAUCGACUCAUCAACUGCUGAAUGCGCCAUAAUGCAUGGAAACCUCGAAAUCAUCAAACUAUCAAUUGAACAACUCAAAGACCAUUCAUGUCUUCUUCCUGCAGCAGUUUUGGCCCAUAGAGAUGACUUAUUUGUUUGGAUUUCCGAAAAUUUCUCAGAUACGAAGCAGGCAUCACUGUAUGAUUGUGUAAGAUCAUUAAACUACAAAGCUUUGCUAUAUUACAUUGAAAAACAGUCAAUGUCAAAAGAUUAUCAACCUUCUUUAUGUGUUGCCGCUCAAAUGGGUAUUGUUUCAAUGUGCCGUGUUCUUAUCGAGAAUGGUGCCGACACUAAAGCGACUAUGGGACUUAAAGAUACUGCUCUUCACCUUGCAACUAGAUGCCAACACUUUUAUGUCGUUUCUUUCCUUUGUUCUCAUGGUGCUGAUUCAAAUCUGAGGAAUGAAAUUGGAAAAACUCCAUACGACAUCGCCGAUGAUGUCAAGAACGAGAAUAUCAGACAAUUCCUUAGUUAUAAUGGCGGGAAACCAGCCAGACUUGUAGAGAAGAUGAAUAAUAACAAUACUAAAUAA